This is a messenger RNA of Pogoniulus pusillus (Red-fronted tinkerbird), 1531 nucleotides long. RefSeq names its product syntaxin 18 (gene STX18). Gene Ontology annotation, molecular function: SNAP receptor activity. The coding region runs from base 385 to 1389 and encodes 334 amino acids. Gene Ontology annotation, biological process: intracellular protein transport; retrograde vesicle-mediated transport, Golgi to endoplasmic reticulum. The transcript has 11 exons. Gene Ontology annotation, cellular component: endoplasmic reticulum; membrane; SNARE complex. The record is from RefSeq and is a predicted model, not a curated record. NCBI's taxonomy places the organism in Eukaryota, Metazoa, Chordata, Aves, Piciformes, Lybiidae.
UCACAGCACCGCCUGCUGACACCUGCCACCAGGCCGUAUCGCGGGUGCUCGGGACCCCGACCUCUCGUUGGAACUUCUACUUCACAACCGUACUAUGGGAUAGGAGUGGGGCAGCAGCCAGGAGCAGGGGGUACCGCGAACAGCCCUGCCCAGCGCUCCCUCCUCGGGGAUGGGCUGAGGCGGCAGGAGGCAAACGCUUCCCCCAGCUUCCAGCUCCGGCCACCCGCAGCGCCCGGGCCCGGGCUCGCUCCGCGAAACGCCAGGCCCCGCUGCAGGGCGGCAGCAGCGGAUUAAACCAGAGCGGAACGCGGCAAGCGGGGCCGCGUUGCGCAGGGAAGAGUGUGCGGUGCACCGGCGCCGGCCGGCGGAGAGGGGCGGGCUGCCAUGGCGGUGGACAUCACCCUGCUCUUCAAGGCCAGCGUGAAGACGGUGAAGACCCGAAACAAGGCGCUGGGGGUAGCGGCUGGGGACACCGCCAGAGAUGAGCUGCUCAAGCGAAGCGCCGCCCGCUCCAAGAGCGACUUCACCAGCCGAGCCCGAGAAGUGAUUUCUCAUAUUGGAAAGCUGAAAGAUUUUCUUCUGCAACACAGAAAGGAUUACAUCAAUGCUUACAGCCAUACUAUGUCUGAGUACGUGAGGAUGACAGAUACAGAGCGUGACCAGAUAGAUCAAGAUGCUCAGAUAUUUAUGAGGACAUGUGCUGAUGCCAUUCAUCAGCUGAGAACAGAAGCACACAAAGAUGUCCAAUCCACUCAGGUAAAGGAGCAUAGAACAGCUGUCUUGGACUUCAUUGAAGAUUACUUAAAAAGAGUGUGUAAGCUGUAUUCCGAACAAAGAGCCAUCCGAGUAAAGCGAGUGAUAGAUAAGAAGAGACUCUCCAGACUUGAACCUGAGCAGAGCAAUGUGCCCAAAUCCCCUUUGUCUGCUGAUGAUAAACCUUCACAGAAUCCUGUGGACGAUUCUGAAGAAAAACUUUCUGCUGAGGAGAGCAAAGACAGGAAUCUGCCCGAUGCCCAGAGUAACCUUGCAUUGUGGGGGGAUGGCAAAGGUGAGGAUGAGCUGUCACCUGAAGAAAUACAAAUGUUUGAACAGGAGAACCAGAGACUCGUUGGUGAAAUGAACAAUCUCUUUGAUGAAGUCAGACAAAUUGAAGGAAAAGUGGUGGAAAUCUCCAGAUUACAAGAGAUAUUCACUGAAAAAGUCUUGCAGCAGGAAACUGAUAUCGACAAUAUCCAUCAGCUAGUUGUGGGUGCGACAGAGAAUAUCAAAGAAGGCAAUGAAGACAUACGAGAGGCAAUCAAAAACAAUGCUGGAUUUAGAGUAUGGAUCCUAUUCUUCCUUGUGAUGUGUUCAUUUUCCUUGCUGUUCCUGGACUGGUAUGAUAAUUAACUACAAAGACCAGGUUGUCUAUUUCGUUUGUAGAACUUCUGACAUUUUUUCAGUGGGCUGUUGGGGCCUUCCUCUCUAUUUCAUGCCUUUGUCCAUGCUGCCACGAUGGAACAUUUUCCCAAUAAAUACACCAGUGAAUCCA